Messenger RNA from Halteromyces radiatus, 2327 nucleotides. RefSeq lists its product as uncharacterized. The transcript has 2 exons. The record is from RefSeq and is a predicted model, not a curated record. Gene Ontology annotation, molecular function: glycosyltransferase activity. The coding region runs from base 77 to 2272 and encodes 731 amino acids. NCBI's taxonomy places the organism in Eukaryota, Fungi, Mucoromycota, Mucoromycetes, Mucorales, Cunninghamellaceae.
GUUACAACCAAAUUAGAAGGAACGACAAUACUUUCUUCUUACAUUUCUUAUUUACUGUUGAUACAUAUACUUUUGAAUGGAAGGCAAUGUUUCACAAAGACGUCUCUACAACACACCUACAACGUCUCAUUCAAAAGAAUCACCUCACCUUUUUAUUCAAUAUGACAAGCGCUGGCGCUGGUGGCAUAUCUUAUUUCUUAUUAUUGUAUUAAUUGGUUUGAUAGAACUUAUUCUCAUCUUGGUUGGUUAUAUUUUUUUACAUUUCAAAUCCUCUCCUAUUCGAAUAGAAUUACGACAAUACCCAAAGAUCAAAUAUCAACCAUUGGAUCAAACAACUUAUCCAUCUUUUUGGAGAAAUAGUACCAGUGUAUAUCAUAUUACAAAAGAAUUUGGACCUGCAACUAUGGGUGGGAUGGGAAUGGUAUUAACUGCACUCACUACUGAACAACAACGUACUGGACAACUUGAUGUCAAUAUUGUUUUACCUUAUUACUCUUAUUUGAAACACAAACAAAAAGGCGAUGAGCUUCAUCGAGUCACCGAUCUAGUCAUGUAUAUUCAAGAUAAACAUAAUACUUAUAGCACUUUGGAUACCAAUCAAGCAUCUUCAUUACAUUCGUCUUCAUUGUCAACAGCAACUACAUCAACUAAAAACGAAUCACCUUGGGUUCCACUAGAAUUUCGUGUCACCAAAUGGAAAUAUACUUCAAUCCCACCUCCACCAGCUGUCAAUCAAACAACAUGGUAUAUAGACGAUCGUGGCAACAACCAAACACUUCCUGCUGAUAUGCAACGACCUUCUUUGAAACAUGAACAAUUGACUGUUUAUUUAAUUGGCCCUGGUAAUCGCUCUCCAUUUAGUAUGGCUUUCCGUGCACGUAAUCCGGUUGGCAUCUAUAGUUCUCCCAAAGGUUUACCUCAAGAAUGGAAAGAUCAAUAUUUUUUAAAGGCGGCUGCAACGUUUCUCUCCUUCCAAGCUAGUGCUGCUAGUCAUGAUCAAUCUUUAUUUGCGCCUACAAGUGAUCUGGUAUCUCCUGCUGGUGUGGAUGUGGUUCAUAUUCAUGGUGCGACCAAUGCUUAUCUUGCUCAUUAUCUUCAAGACCCAACCCUUUGGAAUGCUGCUCUCCCUCGACCUUCAGUGGUGUAUACAAUGCAUGAUUAUCUGGAUGAAUUACAAUAUACCAAUACUAUAGCCAAUGUACAUAAAUUCGAUCCUACACCACCACAGACAACAACUAUCAUUCAUGGCAACAAGAUGUUUAUGUCAAGUUUAGCAAUCGAAUUAGCCAAUGUAGUCACCUUUGUCAGUCAAACAAUGGCGAUGGAAAUGGUGGAAGGACAAAUGGAUUUUUAUUUGAAGGAAUUGGUGAUGGAAGCCAUUUUGCAAAAGGCAGAUCAAGGUCGAUUCUUUGGGAUCAGUAACGGAGUGGAUUAUCGACAUGCACAUCCUUUCCACAGCAAACGAUUAACGAAAUCCAAAUUAGCGUAUCCUUCUUUUGCAUGGCAACAACUGGUAUCUCACAAGUCAUCUUUUACUCUGUCGAAUCAUUCUACAGAUUAUAUCUCAAUUCAUAAGGAUCGUGCGAAACGUUGGUUAGUUCGAAAAAAGGUAUUAGCACACAAGGAUAAACAACUGGUACUGUUUGUCGGUCGAUUCCAAUACAACAAAGGAUUAGCUAGUUUUGAACGUGCGAUUGCGUCUUUUAUUGAACAUGACAUGGUGCUUGUGAUAAUUGGUCAACCCAACAACUACCCCUUGGCCCAAGUGAAACAAUGGCAAGAGGAUUACCCGGAUCAUGUGUACGUGAUGACGACGGCUCAGGAACAGAAACGAUGGUUGAUGUAUGUACGUGCGGCGGCCGAUCUUGUGUUUGUACCCAGUGUCACUGAAAGUUUUGGCCUGGUGGCGGCGGAAGGCAUGAUGUUUGGCGCUCCCGUGUUAUCGACAGGUGUGGGUGGUUUGAAAGAAUUCUUGGUGGAUCGAAGUCUAGACAAUUACAAUGCCUAUCUCUAUCAAUUGGAUAAUAAGGAUCAUUCAUUGGAAACCGCUAUUGCCCAGGCUGCCCAUGAUUAUCGUUAUUUUGUUCAUCAUCGCUCGGCCCGUGAAUUGUUUCUUUUACGACUGAUCAAGCAAGCUCUGGCUUUGGGUUGGACAAGACCUCCUUCUUCCAUUCAUCAUCAUCCUUUGGCUGGUCCUGUCUAUGAUUAUAUUCGUGUCUAUGCAAUGGCUAUUCAAGAUCAACACAACAAAAUGGAAAAAAAAGAACAAUAGAUAAUUUAUUUAUUCAUUGACAAUAAAGAUUCCUUUUUUUUUUUUUUAUCAUUUU